This is a messenger RNA of Parastagonospora nodorum SN15, 958 nucleotides long. RefSeq lists its product as hypothetical. The record is from RefSeq and is a predicted model, not a curated record. Gene Ontology annotation, molecular function: protein binding. The transcript has 2 exons. Lineage: Eukaryota; Fungi; Ascomycota; Dothideomycetes; Pleosporales; Phaeosphaeriaceae. Bases 1 to 801 code for a protein of 266 amino acids.
AUGCUCGACGACGCGUCAGUCCAGCGGGAUGACAUGGGCCACAGUUCCGCGCAUUCCGCUCCGCCCAAUCGUGGGCCAAUCCAAGAGCGCGGUUCCCCUACAACGGCUGCACCGCCAUACCGACGAAAUUACGCCUCUAUCUGCAUGUGGCUUGGCCUAUCAAGCUUCUCUGAGCAUGCAACCAGCCAGCACUGCAGCAGCAACGAUACCAGGAUGAACGCAUAUCUACAACGAGCAGAUGACUUCAUCCAACAGCAAAUAUACAAAUUCGAGCAAAAGCGACAGGGCCGAGAUUAUGCGGAGAUGCACAGCUCUCCAAAACACAACCAGCAACGACCCCCACGUGCGCAAACAUUCAACAAUGCUCCACAGCAAGGUCCGCCUGCCCCAAGAGGCUGGUCUCAGGAAUAUGAUCCCCAAUCUCAACGCUGGUACUACAUAGAACGAAGUACUGGACGCGCGCAGUGGGACCCUCCGUCAUUUUCCCAAAAUCGGCGCCGUCAUCGCCAUACCCUCAGUGAACACCAGCAAUCAUAUGCCGACACGAGCAGAGAUGAGGAGAUGGCGCGAAGGAUGCAGGAUGAGGAAGCAAGAGCACGGAGUCGUCAUAGGGCAAGCUCACACAUGUCCCGUCCAAAUUCCGGCAGCUUGGACAUACCGCAACAACAUCAACGCCCACUUUCCACUUCGCCACACCCAGGUCCGAACGGUAGACUACCACCAGGCACGCAUUUGGAUAUGAGGACUGGACAAGUGGUGACGAACAUGUUCCCUCCAGAUCACCCAAUGAAUGCGCAGUGAUCAUGUUCAGGGAUUGCGAUAUGUUCACGAAGAUCUUUCACGGAGCAAUUUAGCUUCUGUUUCCUAUGUAAUUAUUCCCCCUUGAGCGCUAUUCGUAGGUGUCUCUGCUUGUCAAUAAGCUUAUCAAUAAUACAACCCUACGACCUUCCAUAACGAU